Messenger RNA from Leguminivora glycinivorella, 822 nucleotides. RefSeq lists its product as uncharacterized. The transcript has a single exon. Lineage: Eukaryota; Metazoa; Arthropoda; Insecta; Lepidoptera; Tortricidae. The record is from RefSeq and is a predicted model, not a curated record. Bases 1 to 822 code for a protein of 273 amino acids.
AUGGUGAGUUUUGAUUUUGAUGUUGAGUCACUUUUCACCAAUGUUCCAGUGAAAGAAUGUCUCGAGGUGGUUCGGACGAGGCUUGCGGACAAUGAGAUACUGGGGUCAGUCAUGGUGUUGCUACGAAACUGUUUGGAAGGUAGCUACUUUUUAUAUCAGCAUAGGCAUUAUCUCCAGAUUGACGGAGUUGCUAUGGGCAGCCCUGUGGCGCCGGUGUUAGCGAACAUCUGGAUGGAGCAUUUUGAGACUAACAUAGACCUGCAACCAUGGGCAGUGAAAUUAUGGAAGCGAUAUGUCGAUGAUGUCUUUUGUAUCAUGAAAGGUGGAAAACAAGAAGUUGAGCAACUACUCCAGUAUCUCAAUUCCAUUCAUUCAAGGGUAAAAUUUACAUAUGAACUGGAAUCGGAACGCAGUUUACCUUUUCUGGACGUAAAAGUGGUAGGUCGGAUGGAUGGUACUCUGGCGUACACUGUCUACAGGAAGCCUACACACACAGACAGAUAUCUUAACGCUCUGUCUCAUCACCACCCCCGUCACCUGCUGUCCGUCGUGAACUCCUUAAAGAACAGGGCGCGUGACUUGUGUGACCCGGAAUUUCUUGAGAGUGAGUUGUCACACGUUCAGGGGUUCUUAGAAAGAAUGGGUACAGAUUACACAGUAGACAGCCUAGACGAAAGCCGAGGGGAAGCAUCCAGAUGUUCCAAGGCGACCAGCUUUUAUGCCCUACGUCAGAGGUGUGACGGACAAGGUCGGGACGGUACUAGGGAAGUAUUCUAUACGUACCGUGUACUUACCGAUGUCCAAAGUGUCAGGGCAACUUAG